Messenger RNA from Macrosiphum euphorbiae (potato aphid), 648 nucleotides. The record is from the annotation of a GenBank genome assembly. NCBI's taxonomy places the organism in Eukaryota, Metazoa, Arthropoda, Insecta, Hemiptera, Aphididae.
AUGAUCGAGUGCGAACGAUCCGACGACGACGCGGAAUCGAGAGGUCGUGGCUCUGGCAACGGCUGCGUAGAACAAGCGCCAUGCGGGCGGCAGGCCGACCGGUCAGUGUUAUUGCACGGCCUGUGCGCGGUCAUCAUCGCUCUGGCCGCGGCCCGGAUCCUCCCGGCGUCCGCGUUCACAGCGUUGACCGCGUUGGCCGUGUGCCUGGUCGGCGUGCGCGUCCUGUCACCGGUGCUUAGAACGCUGUCGUGCAGCCUGUUCCGGUUCAGCGGACCUUGCGGUCGCAGAUCCGCCGAAGCGAAGGCCAUCGAUAACAGAAACGGCGGACGAUCCGUUCCGCAACGACGUCCACAGGCGCCGCCAGCUACGACGACAAGCGGAGGUGACGCGCCGCCGCUUGUCAAACGCUGUCUGCGAUUGCUGAUGCGAGCAAUGCGAGUCGUCCAACGAUGGGCCAUCGUUAUUCGCCCUAAACGUUCCCGGCGGUCGACGCGUCGAUGUCACGACACCUCAAGCAGGUCAGUCACCACUUGCAGCACCACCGCGGAGACAGUCGAGACGGUGACGGGUUCUCGGGCCGGCAACGAUUACGUUCACUGCAGCCAACGUCAGUACCAGCUGGUACGCACCUCCAGAGGACAGCGAUGA